This is a messenger RNA of Punctularia strigosozonata HHB-11173 SS5, 984 nucleotides long. RefSeq lists its product as uncharacterized. The transcript is spliced from 5 exons. Lineage: Eukaryota; Fungi; Basidiomycota; Agaricomycetes; Corticiales; Punctulariaceae. The record is from RefSeq and is a predicted model, not a curated record. Gene Ontology annotation, molecular function: RNA binding. Bases 1 to 984 code for a protein of 327 amino acids.
AUGGAUUCCACUACGAAACUCACGAAGAAGCAGCGGAAAGCCUUCGCGUUCAGAGAGCGAAAGACAAAGAAUAAGAAGAAGGAAUCCGAUGACCCAGAGGAGCAAGCCGUUCCUGUCAUGGAAGACCAGGAUAUGGCUGAAGUGGAAACUUUGGCGCCUCAAGAGAGCUUGGAGGGGGAGCCUAGUCGGUCGGGCACGAAAAGGAGUCAUGACGCAGAAGCCGUCCAAACACCGAAGGAGGCAGGGAAGAGCGGAAAGAAACGCAAGCACGAUGAACGUGGGGUGGUGGAAGAGACUAGUGCAGUCGUCCCCAAUCAAGAUCCUGCCGAAGCACCAAGAAGUGCGAAGAAACGAAGGAGGGAGCAGGAAACUACUUCGUCUGCUGAUGGGGUAGAGGAGGCUUCAAACCCUUCAAAGCCGCGGAAACAAAAGUAUAUCCUAUUUGCAGGUAAUCUCAAGUACACAACCACCAAGGAGGCAAUUGCAGCGCAUUUCUCUUGCUGUGAACCGCAGCCUCGUAUACGAUUACAAACACCCAAAACAGACAAACCUAAUAUUAGACAGAAGACGAAGGGCUUCGCAUUCCUAGAGUUCGACGAGAAGAAACCGCUCCAGCAGGCGUUGAAAAUGCAUCUUUCUGUGCUCGACGGCCGAAAAAUCAACGUUGAACUGACGGUCGGAGGAGGGGGCAAAAGCGAGGCGCGCAUAACGAAGCUACGAGAGCGCAACAAAGAGCUACAUGCCCAGCGACAAAAGCGCAUUGAGAAGCGGAAUUCGGAAAGCAAGGAGGGCGAAGAGCAUACUCGUCUAGAGGCCCCUCAACGUCAUUCCAAAACAUCUGGCGUUGAACACACGCCCGCAACCAAACGAACUUGGUCCGUACUGGAGGUUGAUGACGGCUUGACACACCGCGGCGGGAAAAAGCAUGCAAGACGACCUCAGAAAAACUUAGGAACUGGGGUGAACUCGAUACCAGUGGGAUGA